Messenger RNA from Punica granatum (pomegranate), 1678 nucleotides. Lineage: Eukaryota; Viridiplantae; Streptophyta; Magnoliopsida; Myrtales; Lythraceae. The record is from RefSeq and is a predicted model, not a curated record.
CUGCGCUCAUACACAUUCCCACGUUAAGGGCUGGACGACGUAGCGGAAACUCAGAACUAUCUCCUCACAUUCUCAGCUGCCGGUCGCCAUAAGACACUGUCUGCCGGAGGAGAUUGAUAUGGGAGAGGUGGCGAUGGAGAACUGGUCGGGUCAGCAGAAAUGGAGGUUCCAGCGCAAUGAAGUACAGAGCACCUCAUCGGCGGUCACCAUAAGGAUGGUCCGAACCAUGCUGAUGGGCAACCUCAGGAAGGACGACCCCAGGACCAUCAUCCCGUUUGCCCACGGUGAUCCCUCCUCAUUCCCCAGCUUCCGCACUGCCGCUGUGGCCGAGGAUGCCAUUGUUGACACCCUCUGCUCCGGCAAGUUCAACAGCUACGCCACCACAUCCUUUGGUAUUCCCCCUGCCCGGAGGGCAAUCGCGGAGUCUCUCUCCAAGGAUCUUCCAUACACGUUAUCUCCUGACGAUGUAUUCCUAACUGUUGGAUGCACUCAAGCGAUAGAAGUCAUAAUAUCGGUCCUAGCCGGCCGCCCUGGCGCCAAUGUUCUGCUUCCGAGACCUGGUUAUCCAUACUAUGAGACAUGUGCUUCUUUUAGCAAACUCAAAGUGCGCCACUUCGAUCUUCUUCCUGACAAGGGCUGGGAGGUUGAUCUCGCAGGGGUUGAGAAGCUUGCAGAUGAGAAUACCAUGGCAAUGGUCAUCAUUAACCCGGGCAAUCCAUGUGGUAACGUCUUCAGCUAUGAACAUCUAAAGCAGGUUGCUGAGACGGCAAAAAAGCUCGGAAUUAUGGUGAUCGCUGAUGAGGUAUACGCCCAUCUGGCUUUUGGGAAUACGCCAUUCACUCCCAUGGGAGUAUUUGGAUCCAUUGCUCCAGUCUUGACUCUAGGGUCAAUAUCAAAGAGGUGGAUCGUUCCGGGAUGGCGACUUGGUUGGCUUGUCACUACUGACCCGAAUGGCAUCCUGAAGAAAUCCGGGGUUGUUGAGUCCAUCAAAGAGUUUUUAACUGUCGCUUCCGAUCCCGCAACCUUCAUACAGGGAGCAAUUCCUCGCAUGCUUGAGAAUUCAACAGAUGAUUUCUUCUCGAGAAUUAUCGGCCUACUUAAGCACACUGCAGAUAUGUGUUAUGACAGGUUCGAACAGAUCCCUUGUAUCACUUGCUCAAGCAAGCCUGAAGGGUCAAUGUUUGUAAUGGUCAAGUUGAACCUAUCAAUGCUCGACGGCAUAGAAGAUGAUCUGGACUUUAGCUUGAAGCUUGCCAAGGAGGAAUCAGUCAUUGUUCUACCAGGUAUAGCGGUCGGCAUGAAGAACUGGCUACGCGUGACUUUUGCCAUCGAGCCUGCUUCACUCGAAGACGGGAUGGAGAGGAUCAAGACCUUCUGUGAAAGGCAUGCCAAGAAGCAAUAAUUCAGAUCUCUGGGCAGGUGAUGGAGCUGUAGAGAUCGGAAACUGCAUGUUAGAUCUCGUGCUCCCUCUCACAGAAUUCAUCUUCGAGAUAUGUUUACAAGUCUUCGUAUCCACUAGAGUUAGCGAAUGGCAGUCUCAUUAAUUAGCAGCAAAAUAUAUGAGUAUAUGGCAUCAAAUGUUUGACUACAUCUUUCCUAAAAAGAGACAGAGGCGUGAACUUUCUUGAAUGUAUCACCAAAAUUUCGGUUUGUUUAGAAAAAUUUGGAGAUCUCCAUA